Messenger RNA from Aspergillus novofumigatus IBT 16806, 1302 nucleotides. RefSeq names its product fungal specific transcription factor domain-containing protein. Gene Ontology annotation, biological process: DNA-templated transcription. The record is from RefSeq and is a predicted model, not a curated record. Gene Ontology annotation, molecular function: DNA binding; zinc ion binding. The coding region runs from base 1 to 1302 and encodes 433 amino acids. Lineage: Eukaryota; Fungi; Ascomycota; Eurotiomycetes; Eurotiales; Aspergillaceae. The transcript has 4 exons.
AUGCCGCAAGAUUCCACAUCAUCCAGGCCUCCCCGGCAGCCGUCAUCGCUGGCAUGUCAAGCACUCUUCCAACCACAACUCGACGCUCGCCAGACGUUAGACAUCUCAGGUUUGCCAGAAAAUGCACUUGCAUGGCCCGAGCUAGAAAACGCCGUAACACCAGAGGUUGCAUACGAUCCCCUGAUCCAGCUGUAUUACCAGACUUUCCACCGCUCGCAUCCGCUCCUGAUUCCAAGGAAAGCACUGCACUCUCCCUUAUCCGAGAAGAUACCUCAAUACAUCCUCUCAAUCAUGCGUUUCAUCGGCGCCCACCAGCACCACGAUCCGUCCCUCAAAGAGCUCUUCCGCCGAUCUGCUUAUUCCGUGUUGUUCGACUCGACGCCUCGUGACGGUUUCAAGGUCCAGGGAAUGGUCCUUCUUGCCAUUGUUGAUCAUGCACGUGGCGCCGAAGACAGUGCAACCAGUAUCAUGCAGGCUGCCGUUAACCUGGCCUUGGAACUGGGUAUGAACAAAGCCGCAUUCGCGGCCGAACACUCGGGCGGAAAUUCUAUAUUGGAGGAGAGUUGGCGCCGGACUUACUGGGAGCUGUACUUUGUGGACGGAUACUUGGCUGCAAUGCGUGAUCAGAGCGCGUUCCAACUGUUCCAUAGCCCUGCAGACGUGAGGUUGCCUGGUGAUGAAGAGCUUUAUAACUCCGGGGACGCGGUCAUAUUAAGCAAUCUGACUUUCAAAGAUCUCACCAACAAGUGGCACUUUGACGACGAAAGGCGAUUCCCAUCAUUCGCAUAUAGGAUCUGGGCCGUACGCCUUCUCGGCAUGGUCAUGGAAUUAAAUCGAUCACUAGAUAUCGACCUGGACUCUCAAAUCGAGACCAUCGACGCUGCGCUGGUGGCAUCUUUGAUGCAACUUCCAUCAUCCCAGCGGGGUGUAUACGGCAGCCAUUCCGGCCUAGAUGAAAUGACCUUCCAAGCUCAAAUGACGAACCACUCCCCCUCCGCCUCCCUUGACCUCCAUUCGCAGAAGCUCCUGCGAGCAGCUGAUCUGCUGUGCAAUCUAGCCACCCUGCCGAAUCCAAUUAAAUAUCGCACCCCGUUCUUCACCUGCGCGCUUGCCAUGUGUGUGGUAGUGCAUACAGUUGCCUGCCUGUUUGUCUCCGUCCCAGAGAAGCAGGAGUCGAUCAAGGCAAGAAUCCAGCUUGGUGUGGGCGCGCUGCAUGUGCUGGGGAAGUCAUGGCCACUGGCGAAGACGGUUAGGCAGAGACUGAUCGCUAUGUAUCAGGAGCUGGGAUUGCGGUGCCAAUAA